Pocillopora meandrina is the source of this 1275-nucleotide messenger RNA. NCBI's taxonomy places the organism in Eukaryota, Metazoa, Cnidaria, Anthozoa, Scleractinia, Pocilloporidae. The record is from the annotation of a GenBank genome assembly.
AUGGAGGUAGUCGAACUUUCAGCUGCGGACACUGGACUUAUAAUACUCAUUGGACAAAUUGUCAACGCGUUGACCUCAGUAAUCUCUGGUUACCUCGGCGAUAUGGUUAAAGUACCUGUUCUUUCACAGAAAAUUGGAAUGCGAAAAUCUUGGCAUCUCAUGGCGACGGUUUUUAUGGUCAUCGUAGUUCCUCUCUGGGGCAACCGUUGCAUUCUCUGUAGUGGAAGUCAUCAAACUUGGCUUCCCACCGUCUAUUACGGUUUCUUGUACUCAAUGUAUCACAUGUGUUUCAGCGUGAUGGAGAUAAAUCACCUGGCUUUCAUCACAACUUCAGCUGUGUCGGUUGAAGAACUAACAGAUUUAAGCGCCAUCAGGUUUGCUAUUUUUAAAAGUGUUAUAUUAAAUUAAACUUAACUGUUCACCCAUUUUGUUGGGCUCUUACCAAAGAUCUACUGGAGGACAGACGCGUAGUUUACGUCGUCAUAAAUCACUUGUAUGACUUUUAUAUAACUCAACUCAAGUACGGACAAUCUGAGGCUGUUUUUUCCUAACUUAUUCUGUAGGAAUAAUAAACGUGACAUCUAAGAACAAUUUUCCUUAUUCUUCUCUUUUUCUUGUUCAAAAGGACAAUGUUCAGCUUCCUUAGUGGUAUUUACAUAUACGUGAUCGCCUGGGGCCUUCUCGGACAAGACAAUAGCGAUACUCUGGGACCCCAGAGCCUUCCAGAUUUUGCGGUAAGCGCAGCUUCGUUAAUAACUUUAUGCUACGAUAAGCUUUUACAAACAGGCGUAAGCUCAAUACAAUGAAAUAAAAAAAAAACGCAAUUAAAAAACGAGUUGGAGAAAUUUGGUUUUCUCUCCCUGUCAGCCUGCCAGUCUCCUUCCACACAUCUCUGCUGGCAUUAAAAAUCUUUUUUUUGUCCUUAACCUUGUAACUUUCAAGAUCUGACUGUCACUUCUCUCCUGGAGCUGCUGUGCAUUCCCUUGUAAAUUAAUUUUGAGAAUUUAGUGUUAGAUCAAGAUAAAAACUUCCAUCUGAUAAGUACGACUAUUCUCAUCAGCUGUUGGCCGGAGAAUGGAUGUUUACUACAGGGAGAGGUUACAAGUUAAUCAUUUCUGGGAGUUAAAGGGUUAAGGUGCUAGUUGAUUAAUUUUUUUUUCUAAACAGCACCUCUCGUGGAUUACUACUGGAACAGGACUCUUCUUUGCAGCCAUCUUCCACAUUGGUACAAAGGAACCUCGAAAAUGUCAGAGUAAAGAAAGCACCACAAUGGAU